AUGACACUAGACUUCGCCUCUCUGGGAGCCAUCCCCAUAAGUUACGCCAGCUGCUCCCUGGGUGCACCCUCGUCGCCCCCACCACUCCUCGACCGUCUCGAUGCCAUCUCUACUGCGGGCUUCACGGCAAUCGAGCUCUCUUUCCCAGACAUUCUUUCCUUCGGCGCCCAACAUCUCGGCCACGAAAUUGACCCGAAGGACUACAAUGAGCUCUGCACCGUCGCCGCGAAGAUUAAGGAGGAAUGUGAUAAUCGCAAACUCGGAAUCAUGAUGCUUCAACCUUUCUCUAAUUUCGAGGGUUGGCCCGAAGGCAGUUCGGGCCGCGAGGAUGCUUUCAAGCGCGCGAGAGGAUGGAUCAAGAUCAUGCAGGCGUGCGGGACAGACAUCCUGCAGGUCGGCUCGACGGACACGCCCAUCGAAAAAUUAGACAGAUCCAAGAUCGUGGGAGAUCUUAGGGAUCUGGCGGAUCUGCUUGCUGAGCAUGGAUUCAACCUCGCUUAUGAGAAUUGGUGCUGGUCUACUCAUGCGCCUGAUUGGAAGGAUGUGUGGAGGAUUGUGCAAGAGGUCGAUAGGUCCAACAUCGGCCUUUGCUUAGACACAUUCCAGUCUGCAGGUGGAGAAUGGGCAGAUCCAACCACGAGCUCUGGGUUGAUAGAGGGUGUCGGAAGACAAGAGUUGGAAGAGAGAUUCGACAAGUCUAUGGAUGAAUUGGCUGAUUCGAUACCAAAAGACAAGAUCUACCUCCUCCAGAUCAGUGACGCGUAUAAGCCACCAUCACCCCUAAGUUCAGAAUUGGACAAGUCUGGGACUAGGCCUCGAGGCCGAUGGAGCCAUGAUUUCAGGCCAUUGCCGUAUGAUGGUGGAUACUUGCCGGUGGUCGACGUCGCAAAGGCAGUCUUGAAGACUGGUUUCCGAGGUUGGUUCAGCUACGAAGUCUUUGACGGCGGGGCGGAUGGGAAGGGACACGAUGUAGAUCUUAUUGCCUACGCACAAACCGCUGCAAAAGUUCAAGGGAGACUUCUUGCAGAGUGUGCCGGCAUAUCAGGAGAGAAACCAGCUUCACAACUCCCAAAGCCUUAA
Molecule: messenger RNA, 1080 nt
Organism: Aaosphaeria arxii CBS 175.79
Lineage: Eukaryota; Fungi; Ascomycota; Dothideomycetes; Pleosporales
Product: xylose isomerase-like protein
Exons: 1
Coding region: 1-1080 (359 amino acids)
Source: RefSeq, a predicted model, not a curated record